AUGUCGUACACGGCACAGCUAGACGCGUUUGUUUCGCGUCUCAACGACAAUGUCGAUUAUCGGACUGCCCACUCCAUUCUUCUGGAGCUCUUGGACAUGAUUGAGACGUUCAACGGAGCUGCUGAAUACGAGUACUUCUUAAAGAAUCUCGUUCCUAUCUUCAUCAAAAAUCUCGAGGAUGUCCCCAUUUCGUUUGUCAGCACUUCUCCGGAGCAUAAGUUGCGAAACUCUAUAUUGGAGAUUCUCCACCGUUCUAUUAUGAAUGAAACUUUCCAACCUUUUUCAGAACAGAUUCUCGAUGCAUUGACCAAGAUAUUGGUAGACGAGAACGAAGACAAUGGGGUAUUGUGUAUGAAGAUCAUUACCAGCUUGCACAAGGCUUAUAAAACGAAGUUGGCAGAGAAAGUGCUGCCGUUUGUAGAGAUUAUCAGCAAGAUAUAUGACAAUAUGCCGAAGACGGUAGCUGAUGGGUUCUCUAAUAGCGUUGCCAACAACACGGCAAACUCUUCGCAGCUGUCAGAGGACAACGAAGCAGCCAAGGAAAUGUCACCUCCACCUCCUUUCAGCGACGAGAACUCUUCCAAGACAUUGAACAAAGCAAUGUAUUCGUACAAAACACUUGCAGAAUGCCCCAUAACUAUGGUUUCCCUCUAUUCUUCGUACAAAACGCUCGUACAGACGUCUUUACCUGAGUUUUUGCCAAAAAUCAUCGAGAUUUUGGUUCUACAAGUCGAAGAACAACGUGUUUUCAGAGAAGAAGCUUCGAAAAAUAAUAAAAUCACCACAUCUAUAUCGCCCAAAAUCAAGAACAGACAAGCAUACAGUGACUUCAUCUUGGGGCAGGUUAAAGCGGCUUCCUUUUUGGCUUAUGUCUUCAUCAGAGGCUAUGCCAAUCAGCAUUUGACUCCACAACAAUCAGAACAAGUACCCGAUGUAAUCUUGCGAUUGCUCCAGGACUGUCCUGCCGAGCUUUCUGUAGCCAGAAAGGAAUUGUUACAUGCCACCAGACAUAUUUUGUCAACUUCUUUUCGUGCUCAGUUCAUCCCUAAGAUUGAGCUUCUUUUCGAUGAGAAAAUUUUAAUUGGAGAUGGCUUGACUUCUUUUGAAACUUUGAGACCAUUGGCAUAUUCCACCGUGGCAGAUUUCAUCCAUAAUGUCCGUAACGAAUUGACUCCUAAGCAGAUAUGGUCUACAGUUACGAUCUACUGUGAUUUGUUAAAGGACGACUCAUUGGCGUUGACAGUGCAAAUCAUGAGUGCGAAGUUGUUGUUGAACUUGGUGGAACGCAUCAUGAAGUUACCCAACAAGCUUGAGGGCAGACAAUUAUUUAUGAUCAUUAUUGACUCCUAUGCCAAACGGUUCGAAAGCUUGAACAGAAAGUACGACUUUAUCAUUAACAAACACAACGAGUUCGAAAAGAAACGCGGAAUUAAGGAAAUCGAGUCCAAGAAAGCAAUUGCAAGGUAUUCUUCCAAGAUAGCCUCUGAAAACGAAAACGUCAUAAAAGAUGAAAAAAAUGAUACCGAGGACAUAGAAAUGAUAGACGCUGACGAAGAAACUGCUGCCAUCAGCAAAGACACGAAUACAAUUGUAGAACCGAAGAAAGAAAACGAUCAGGAUUUUGAUAUCGAGAAGUUCAUUGAUCUUUUCAACAUUGAAUCAUUCUCCCCUAUUGCAACUUCUCCUUCUAGUACAAAUUCUGACUUAUUGAAGGAUGCACGCUACCUUUUCAGAACGUUGAUGACCUUUUUGAAGUCAGUAAUCUUUGGCUUGAAGAAUUGUAAUCCUCCUGUGCCUCCUCAGCCUACUUCAACUGAUCCUAAGAAUCCUGGUCAAACUGUAAACUACGAUAAAUGGAACGAUUCUGCUAAAUUGCGAUCCUUUGAAGAGGUUAACGUCUUGAGAGCAUUGUUCCGUGGUGGUAUAAGCUGUUUGAGAUUUUUCUCUGUAGCCAAACCAAAGCCAAGUGUGGCUCAAACAAAGGCAUUCGAUUUCUCCACUGGUGGACCAAAUCUCCCUAUAACUUCUUCCAAGGAGGAGAAGGAUCUCAUGGAAAUAUUUGCUACAAUAUUCAUCCAUAUAGCUCCAGCUUCAUUCAACGAAAUCGUCAGUGCUGAACUCCCUUUCAUGUUUGAAAGCAUGUUGGAGAAUGCCGCCUUACUCUACUUGCCGCAGUUUUUCUUAGCCAGUGAAGUUACCUCUGCCAACUUUUCAAGCAUCUUGAUAGCAUUCUUGAGAGAACAUUUGGGACAGUUGGGAAAAGUAGAACUCGUAGAAUCGAAUAUCUUGAUAAGGCUUUUCAAGUUAUGCUUUAUGUCUGUCAACUUGUUCCCUACGGCAAACGAGAGUGUGAUAUUGCCGCAUUUGAAUUACUUGAUAUUGGAAUCUUUGAAGCUUGCUACAAAGGCCGAAGAACCGAUAGUCUAUUCCUAUUUGGUGAGAAUUUUGUUCAGAAGUAUCUGUGGAGGAAGAUUCGAAAAUUUGUACAAAGAAAUCAUGCCCAUCUUACCAGUUCUUUUGGAGAAUCUCAAUAAGAUGAUAGCCAACGCUCGCCGGCCAUACGAGAGAGAAAUAUACGUGGAGUUAUGCCUUACUGUUCCAGUACGACUUUCUGUUCUUGUUCCACAUUUGAACCAUUUGACCAGACCAUUGGUUUAUGCACUUAAUGGGUCACAAGAGUUAGUCAGUCAUGGUUUGCGAACAUUCGAGUUGUGCGUUGAUAAUUUGACAGCAGAAUACUUCGACCCAAUGAUCGAACCAGUGAUUGAUGAAAUCAUGGCUGCUUUGUGGAAACAUCUAGAACCAGUUCCAUACCAUCAUCAACAUUCACAUACUGCUAUCAGAAUCUUGGGUAAGUUGGGUGGUAGAAACCAUAAACACUUCAAGCCUAUCAACAACUUAGUCACGCAAUCAGAAUUGGACCAAGAAAUCAAAGCUUUGUUCCACAUUCAUGGAUUGAAUGGCCAAGUUCCCGUAUCUAUUACUCCAGGUAUUCAGUCUGCUAUCAAGUUGUUGGAGGAUCCUAGAUUGAAAGUGCAUUACAGAAUAAGUUCGUUCAAUUACUUGUCCAGCAUUCUCAAGUUGUUCAUAGAUACUACUCCAAUUCCAGAAAACUACUCCGACUUCAUUGCUCAAGGUGUCGAAUUCUUGCUGCAAGAAAAGAUGAACGAGAGUAUGGAUCUCGAGAAGUCUGGAAUAAAAGACGUUGGUAAAUUAGAUCGCCAACAAAAGUUGUUCUCUAGACUAUUGGAAGUUUUGUUUUUUUCCAUCUCUAUUCCUGAGAUCAAGGACGAAGCCAACGAGUUAAUCGAUGGUAUCACUACGCAUUUCACAUUGUUGUACCUUGGAACUUCUGUUACUGAAAAGGUCAAGAAAAACAGACCAUUCUCAGUAAACGACAACGAAGGUAAAGCAUACAUCAACGAAAAUGCGUUCCUUAAUGCUUUAAACUAUGCUUUGAGUUUCUGGAAUAAAGAAGUCAGAAACAAAGGUAUUGACACCAUAAAGAGAAUAUAUUCCACAACCGUUACCAUUUUUGGUUCUGAUGAAGCUGCUUUGUUUUCACCUGUUUUCCGGUCAAUGUUCUACAAGUUCACGCACUGUUGCUAUAAUGAAUAUUAUUAUUCUAAGUUGGGAGGUAUUCUAGGUCUUACUACUAUGUUUGAGGAUUUAAAUAUACCCGCCAAGUGGUUUUUCAAGCGCCAAUUUGAGCUCGUUAGAUCCAUUUUCUUUAUACUAAGAGACACACCUGAAACUGCUCCAUUUGAGGUAAGGGAUUCUGCCAAGAAGUUAGUUUUGAAACUCCUUCACGAUUGCAACAAGGAUCUAACCAAGGAAGUAAUUUUGGAGAAGCCUUUCCAAACACUAGUAGGAGCAUUGGUGUAUGAUUUGGCUAGUGCAAAUCCACACGUGAGAGAAGUUUCGCAAGAAUCUUUGAAAGUGUUGUCGGACACCACUGGAGUUCCAAUUGCUACCAUAAUGGGACCAUGUAAGCAUCUUCUACUUACACCUAUUUUCGGAAAACCAUUGAGAGCUUUGCCUUUUCCUAUGCAAAUUGGUAAUAUUGAUGCUAUCACAUUCUGCUUGAAUCUUUCAGAUACAUUCUUAACCUUCAACGAGGAAUUGAACAGAUUACUUUUGGAAGCUUUGGCUUUGGUUGAUGCUGAGGAUGAAUCACUUGCUAACGUGCACAGACUCUAUGAAUACAGAACCUCUAACCAAUUGAUAGAGCUACGUGUUGUUUGCAUCAAAUUGCUUUCGCUUGCCUUAACAAAACCUGAUUUCUCGUUGGGUUCGUUAGCUGAAGCUCGUAUUCGUAUUUUGGGUGUCUUCUUUAAAGCAUUGUGCAACAAAUCUACUGAGAUCAUCAAUGCUGCUCAUUUGGGAUUGCAAUCUAGUUUGCAGGAAAAUGCCAAGCUUCCUAAGGAGCUAUUGCAAAACGGUCUUCGUCCCAUGUUGAUGAAUUUGUCUGAUCAUAAGAAGUUGACGGUCUCAGGAUUGGAGGCUCUUGCA
Messenger RNA from Scheffersomyces stipitis CBS 6054, 4512 nucleotides. RefSeq lists its product as uncharacterized. Gene Ontology annotation, cellular component: NuA4 histone acetyltransferase complex; nucleus; SAGA complex. The record is from RefSeq and is a predicted model, not a curated record. The transcript has a single exon. Gene Ontology annotation, biological process: regulation of DNA-templated transcription; DNA repair. The annotation marks the transcript as partial. Gene Ontology annotation, molecular function: transcription coregulator activity. Lineage: Eukaryota; Fungi; Ascomycota; Pichiomycetes; Serinales; Debaryomycetaceae.